AACGGUGGAACCACCUAAAUGUUUAACUAUAUUUUCUAGUAACUUAAUAUAGUUAAUUCUCAUUGUAAAUAAUGUAAUGCAUAUGCUAGAAAUUACCCUUUCCCAAUCACCUGAAUCGAUAUUUUAACAGUUUGUUUGGUCAUGGUUGGCCAACAUUUUACUCGCCCCGAUGUAAAGAUUGCUGUCGUGAAGCAUAAUAAAAUGUCUUCAUACAGUUAAAAAUAGACUGGAUUUACUCUAAGAGAUCAUUUUGAGAGUUUGUUGACCUUUCUACAAUCAUCAUGGACGAAGACGGUCUGAAAGUGUUGGUGAAAUUAACCCAGGACGGACAGUUCAGUUCUCUCAAGAAAUACAUGAAGACACGCGGACUUAUGGAGGUUGCCCGAAACAAACAUUUCGGCCGAUCCGGAGAUACUCUUGUGCACUAUGCCGCCCGACACGGACACUUGGACAUUUUAGACUUUCUCGUCAAAGAAAUCGGCACCGAUGUUGAAGUUUAUAACAACGACUACAAGCGGCCAUUGCAUGAAGCUGCUUCCAUGGGCCACCUAGCAUGUGUCAGCUAUUUGCUGCAGGAGGGAGCAAAAGUGGACAGUUUAAAGAAGGCGGAUUGGACCCCUUUGAUGAUGGCCUGCACUCGCAGGAACCUGGAUGUGAUCCGAGAGCUGAUAGAGCGCUCCGCGGACCCAUUCCUGAAAAAUAAAGAUGGCUGGAACGCCUUCCACAUCGCGUGCAGGGAAGGCGAUCCUCUCGUGAUCCGCUACCUCCUUGACGUCGCUCCGGAUGUGUGGAGAAGUGAAAGUAAGACGCGAAGAACACCUCUGCACACGGCAGCCAUGCACGGCUGUGAGGAGGUUGUUGACAUCUUGCUUGAGAGAUGCGACUACACCCCAGACAACAAAGACAGUUGCGGGGCCACACCUUUCAUGGAUGCAGUGAGGAACGGACACAUCUCAGUGGCCAGGCUCCUUUUAGCGAAACAUCAGGCUUCUCCAACUGCAGUUGAUACACUUGGCGUUCAACCAGUGCACCAGGUGGCUGUCACUGGCCAGGACGAGGCGCUGCGGUUCCUCGUAAGGGAACUCCACGUGGACGUCAAUCAGAGGGCCACUGGCUUGCAGCUCACCUCUUUGCAUUACGCCGCCAAGGAAGGCCACGUUUCCACGAUAAAGACGCUGCUCGAUUUGGGAGCAGAUCUGCACGCUCAGGACAAAAAGGGCAGAACAGCUCUUCACAUGGCUUCCAUCGGACAGCACGCGGAGGCUGCCAGGACGUUGCUGCAGCUCGGCCUUAAAGAUUCCCAGGAUGCAUCUGGCACCACGGCACGGCAUUUUGCCAAAAAGUCAGACAUAAUUGAAGUCUUUGACAACAGUUAAUCAAAUCCACUAAAGGGCAAUAUAAUUCUAAUGUAAUAAAGACAUAAAAAGCAA
This is a messenger RNA of Hippocampus zosterae (dwarf seahorse), 1430 nucleotides long. It is a transcript of the gene ankrd16, whose product is annotated as ankyrin repeat domain 16. The transcript is spliced from 7 exons. NCBI's taxonomy places the organism in Eukaryota, Metazoa, Chordata, Actinopteri, Syngnathiformes, Syngnathidae. Gene Ontology annotation, molecular function: protein binding. The record is from RefSeq and is a predicted model, not a curated record. Bases 282 to 1376 code for a protein of 364 amino acids.